AUGAAAGCUGCCCAAAUGGGCAUGUCGACUCAAUUGCUCUUCACUGCAAUCAUUACGUUCAUGAAAGUCGCAAUUCUUCUUACCUACAUACGCAUAUUUCCGUCGAAGCUCGACAAGUGGUUCUGCCGCUUGAUGAUCUUCUACACAGUGACUCUGAAUACGGCCUGCUUCUUCAUCACACUGUUCCAAUGCUCACCCGCCAGCACGUACUGGGAGAUCUUCAAGUACAUCAACACAGCGAAGUGCCUCAAUAUCAAGGCGAUCUACUACUUCCACUCGGCACAAAACACGUUCAGCGACUUUGUCAUCUUCCUAUGGCCCGCGAGAAACCUUUUGAACGUCCAAGUAUCGCUUCGUCAGCGCGUAACUCUAACGAGCAUGUUUUCGCUUGGUGUCAUUGUAUGCAUCGCCGGCGUCGUGCGACUUUACUAUACACACCUAUACCUCGUCUCCUAUGACGUCUUUUGGUACGGAGCUACUACCUUCGUCAUCAUGUCUGUGGAGAGCGGUGUGGGUGUUAUCUGCGGCUGCCUCCCAGGCUGCAAGCCUCUCAUGAACAAACUGUUCCCACGCGUCUUCGGCAACACGUCGCAAGCAUCGUCCCGCCGCCGGCCAUCAAACAACUUCCUCGGAGGCAAAUUCGCACCAACGUCAUCGUCAUCGGCAGGGAAAUCCGAGCAGGGAUCAUAUCGCAUGCAAGUCUUCCAGUCUCGUCCCGAGAUACGGCGCGGUGCGACGACCAUGGAGAAGCGAGCACAGCCAGACGUUGAGAAACAGCUUCCUCCGCCACCACAACCGUCGCACCAAGGGCUGCGGCCACCCAGCCGAACGGCUUUCACUGGAAGGAGACAAGGAGACGCGUACAGAGAGCUACAGGGCAAUGGGAGCGACUCCAGUAUAGAGAUAUUUCUUUUGCAGCGUAAUUAA
Messenger RNA from Alternaria infectoria, 927 nucleotides. RefSeq lists its product as uncharacterized. The record is from RefSeq and is a predicted model, not a curated record. The transcript is spliced from 6 exons. The coding region runs from base 1 to 927 and encodes 308 amino acids. NCBI's taxonomy places the organism in Eukaryota, Fungi, Ascomycota, Dothideomycetes, Pleosporales, Pleosporaceae.